AUGAUUGAAUCUCAUAGGCAUUCUUAUCAUUUGGUAUGUCCAAGUCCAAGUCCAUGGCCUAUUUUGGGUUCACUCGGAGCUUUGGCUACAACCGUAGGAGGUGUGAUGUACAUGCUGAUGCACUCAUUUCAAGGGGGUGCAACACUUCUCAGUUUGGACAGUUUGGACCUAAUAUUUCUCCUAUAUACCAUGUUUGUAUGGUGGCGCGAUGUUCUACGUGAAUCCACGUUGGAAGGAUAUCAUACCAAAGUCGUACAAUUAGGACCUCGAUAUGGUUCUAUUCCGUUCAUCGUAUCGGAGGUUAUGUCUUUUUGCUUUUUUUGGGCUUCUUCUCAUUCUUCUUUGGCACCUACGGUAGAGAUCAAGGGUAUUUCCCCAAAAGGGAUUGGGGUUUUGGAUCCUUGGGAAAUCCCAUUUCUUAAUACCCCUAUUCUCCUUUCAUCUGGAGCAGCCGUUACUUGGGCUCAUCAUGCUAUACUCGUGGGGAAGGAAAAACGAGCAGUUUACACUUUAGUAGCAACUGUUUCACUGGCUCUAAUAUUCACCGGCUUUCAAGGAAUGGAAUAUUAUCAAGCACCCUUCACUAUUUCGGAUAGUAUUUAUGGUUCUACCUUUUUCUUAGCAACUGGCUUUCAUGGUUUUCAUGUGAUUAUAGGUACUCUUUUCUUGAUCAUAUGUGGUAUUCGCCAAUAUCUUGGUCAUCUGACCAAGGAGCAUCACGUUGGCUUUGAAGCAGCUGCAUGGUACUACUGGCAUUUUGUAGACGUGGUUCGAUUAUUCCCAUUUGUCUCUAUCUAUUGGUGGGGAGGUAUAUGA
Molecule: messenger RNA, 816 nt
Organism: Lotus japonicus
Lineage: Eukaryota; Viridiplantae; Streptophyta; Magnoliopsida; Fabales; Fabaceae
Product: cytochrome c oxidase subunit 3-like
Biological process (GO): mitochondrial electron transport, cytochrome c to oxygen
Cellular component (GO): mitochondrion; membrane
Molecular function (GO): cytochrome-c oxidase activity
Source: RefSeq, a predicted model, not a curated record